UAGGCAUUAGGCGUUGCACCUUCUUAACGCUCAGAGCUUUCGUCUCCGCAGCAGGUCUCGCAGAGCACAAGGUACGCGCGAGACAAGAAACACUUCAAGAACUGAGCACAACUGCCAGGUCGUCCGGCACAAAAUGACGUCCCGCUUGGCAUUUGCUGCAAUUUGCAUAGCCCUUCUUGUCACUUCAGAAUGCGCUAGGCUCAAGAGGCAGAACGACGAAGAUGAAACCGAAGAGAAGAGCGUAGAAGAAUUGUGCGAAAACAGGCCUCCUGAUGAGUACUUCCGUCUCACCACUGACGGAGACUGCAGGGAUGUUGUCAGGUGCGACAAAGCUGACGGUAACAUAGGCACACGUUUAGCUGGAGUGCGUUGUCCGACCGGACUCGCCUUUGACAUUGAAAGACAAACUUGUGACUGGAAGACCAAUGUCAAGAACUGUAGACAAGUCGAGAAGCCCCGCAAAAUACUUCCCAAUCUGAAGACGGACGAGCCCAUCUGUCCUGAUGGCAAGCUUAGCUGCGGAAACGGCGAGUGCAUCAACAAGGAUCUCUUCUGUAACGACACCCCCGACUGCAAGGAUGGUUCUGAUGAAAAUUCUUGCUCUGUCGAAACUGACCCCAAUCGCGCCCCUGACUGCGACCAGUCUCAGUGCCAGCUGCCCGACUGCUUCUGUUCUGCUGACGGCACCCGCAUCCCUGGCAGCAUCGAGCCCAACCAGGUGCCCCAGAUGAUCACCCUGACCUUCAACGGCGCCAUCAACAUCGACAACAUCGAUCUGUACGAGGAGAUCUUCAACGGGCAGCGCCAGAACCCCAACGGUUGCCAGAUCAAGGGCACCUUCUUCAUGAACCACAAGUACACCAAUUACUCGGCCGUGCAGGACCUGCAUCGUCGCGGCCACGAAAUCGCUGUCUUCUCGCUCACGCACCGCGACGACCCUAAGUACUGGACCUCUGGUAGCUACGACGACUGGCUGGCCGAGAUGGCCGGCGGCCGCCUUAUCAUCGAGCGCUUCGCUAACAUCUCCGACGGCAGCAUCAUCGGCGUCAGGGCCCCGUACCUGCGCGUCGGCGGCAACAAACAGUUCGAGAUGAUGGCUGAUCAGUUCUUCGUCUACGACGCCUCCAUCACCGCCUCCCUGAGCCGCGUGCCCAUCUGGCCGUACACUCUCUACUUCCGCAUGCCCCACAAGUGCAACGGUAACGCCCAGAACUGCCCCAGCAAGAGCCACCCCGUCUGGGAGAUCGUGAUGAACGAGCUUGAUCGCAGAGACGACCCCUCCUUUGACGAGUCCCUUCCCGGUUGUCACAUGGUCGACUCUUGCUCCAACAUCCAGAGCGGAGACCAAUUUGGCAGACUCCUUCGCCACAAUUUCAACCGCCACUUCAACAGCAACAGGGCUCCUCUUGGUCUUCACUUCACCGCUUCUUGGCUGAAGAGCAAGAAGGAAUACAAGGAGGAACUGAUCAAGUUCAUCGAAGAAAUGCUUGACCGCAACGACGUCUACUUUGUUACCAACCUUCAGGUGAUCCAAUGGAUGCAGAACCCCACCGAGCUGACUGGUCUGCGCGACUUCUCCGAGUGGAAGGAGAAGUGCGAUGUUAAGGGACAGCCUUUCUGUUCUCUGCCCAAUGCUUGCCCCCUGACCACCAGGGAGCUUCCUGGAGAGACCCUGCGACUGUUCACCUGCAUGGAGUGCCCCAACAACUACCCGUGGGUCCUCGAUCCUACUGGCGACGGUUUCAACAAGCGUCGAUAAAUUUACUGGCAAACCUAACCUAACCUAUUACAGAGAGAAAUCUCUCUUUUUGUAAAUAUAUUUUCUGUUUUUCUCCAAAACAACAAAAAGGUUAAGUGAGGAUUUGUUAUUUAAGUAAAUUGACAAAAAUGUGUGCAUCUGUUAACUAUCGACCGAAGAAAGUAGCAAAGUAUGCUUUUUGCAUGAAGGAAAGCAUUGCUUCUUGCUGAAAAAGGAUUGCGAAUUAUAAUUUAUAAUUUGUCGAUUGUCGUCUUCCUUGCCAUUGCCAAAUUAUAAAUAAGGAGCCAGCGCUUCUUAUCCAAUGUGGUGAAGUGCGUGAUAAUAAAAAAAUGUAGACAAAUUGUAA
Molecule: messenger RNA, 2105 nt
Organism: Cloeon dipterum
Lineage: Eukaryota; Metazoa; Arthropoda; Insecta; Ephemeroptera; Baetidae
Gene: verm
Product: LDLa and CE4_CDA_like_1 domain-containing protein vermiform
Exons: 7
Coding region: 134-1759 (541 amino acids)
Biological process (GO): carbohydrate metabolic process
Cellular component (GO): extracellular region
Molecular function (GO): chitin binding; protein binding
Source: RefSeq, a predicted model, not a curated record